AUGGGCACUUCACCUUGGAUAAAAGCGGAAAUCGUGCAACCAACAUGUGUGUUGGAGUCAGACUUCGGGUUCAAAAUCAAUUGCGCGUUCAAAAAGUCCGGCCUCUUCAGAGUACGGAAUCUGGGCGGACUUAAAGCGCAUGCUAGCAUAGGUUUCAGUCUAGGAGAUGAGCUAGGUUUUGAACAAUCGUUAACAAAUUUGGAUACAAGCCGGCGAAGAUCUGUUAAUAUCAAAAAUGGUGCUCCGGCCAACGUUGUUGCAGCCAAUUCAAGACCUAGCAAGCAAGAGAAACGUGGCAAGCAGAACAGGAUAAUGCGGCCAAUGGCUCCUGGCAACCGUCCAAACCAAGCAGCUAUGGAUAAACUGACAAGUCUACACCGAAGAGUCAGCAGUACGAUGCAGCCAAUCAUAGUCCAGCCACCCGCCGAGCAGAUUAAACCGAAACCAACCAUACCCUCCGUCACCAUGGCUAAACCAAUGGCAAUGGGGGUGCCACCCUUCAAACCUCUGCCGCCAAAAGAUGACCUCGCUGUCAUACCAAUUCACUCAACGAGGAAAACAUACACACCACUGCAAAUCCCAGAAUCCAAGGGCCCAGGAUUAGCGUAUCAAAGUGAGCUAUACCCUCAAUCACACAACCAAAUAUCAAAAAUGGUCUCGCAAAUGACUGCACAACAGUACUCGCCAGUCAGAUUUUCACCAUCUCCCUUCAUAGUAGAUCCCAAACAACAUUCCAUAAAUACUGUUAACCAAUUUGUACCCAUGCCUUCAUCAGGUAUCUCAGUCAUACCAGCACCUGUACUCAAAGAGAUACACACACCAAAACCCACUUACUCUUCACCUAACAUACCUAGACCUAAUUCUGUAUCUGUCCAAAAACAUCCUUUUUCUAACUUUGUAGACCCCGUUCCACAUCAAGUCCACGACCUGGCCGUUUAUAACACGAAGAAAGUCGACGAUUACAAUUCAAUAACAGGAUAUGGAGACGACAGUGUCUUAAAAAUUAAUAAAGAAGACAUCAAUGCAAAGAUUGCUGAAAUAGCUAAAGCUGGAAAUAUAUCAAUGGAAGCUGUUGAAGCAGCUAUUUCUCUGAGACAGCAGCAAAUCUUAAGCAAAUACGCAAAUAUUCCUGUGUCGACUCCUAAACCCACUACUAGUACUACAACCACAACGACCACUGAACAGCCUUUCGUCUUCCAACCUGAGCCUGAACCAGAAAUAUUGACUGCAGCUUUACCUCAGAAGUCAAAGAGAGUACCAGUUUCUGGAAAAGUGAUGAAUGCACCGCGGGAGUAUUACCCUAUUGGAUAUGAGAAGAACUUCGAUGAUCACUUCCAGUCUAAGGUCGAAUUGCCGGAGACAAAUUUCCAUUGCGGUGAUCAGAAGUACUUCCCUGGAUUGUAUGGCGAUGAGAGUCUUGGGUGUAUGGUGUUCCACGUCUGUGCUCUAACAGACGAUGGACUCGUCAUGAAAUCCUUCCUCUGUCCUGAGUCCACGCUCUUCGACCAGACCAUCCUCAAAUGCAACUGGUGGUUCUACGUCGACUGCAAGAAUACCAAGAAGUUAUAUGAUACCAACAUACCAGUCUCUAAGAGCUACCAGUUGAUGAAGGCACUAACCUUCUUCUCUUCAUAUAAGAAGGAAAUGCAGGAUGGUCAAAAACCCAGUCCCGAAGAAGUGGACGGCGUCAAAGAAGCUAUAUCCAUCCUACAAAAUGCACAACCUAACGCGCCACAACCUAGCAUAGUGAAUAUUUCUAAUACAGGCCCAAUUGCCAAUGUUAGUAGUAACACCAAUGGUGCAAGCAAUAUUCAAUUUAUUGCUCCUACUCCAAUCAUAGACGAGAGAAACCGCAGAACAACUACGGAGUCGGCACCCGUAUAUAGAGGAACCAGAAACCACAAUUCUACAAGAAAUAUCAAAAGAAGCAAUAAUGCAGAGACCGGACAAGAUAAACUCAUCACAUUAAAUGCUGAAAUAAAUUUCGCUGAAAACAAUAGCACUGAAAAUGAUUCCCGCGAAAGAAAACAUAGGCGAAGAAUGACUUUGAAAAAUAAUAAUUCUAUAACAAAAAGCACUACAACAACUACUACAAAGCCCGUAGCAAUAUCGCCUUUAAUUGAAGCGAUGAAACAAGAAAUUCAACCGAUAGAAAUAAAUAAUUUACAAAAGCAAGAAAAAUUAACUGAUCAAAUUGAAAAUUUGAAUCCUAAUGCAGCCAACUUGGCUCCGGUGAGACGGUUUUAUAGAUCGAGUGCAGAGAAAAUUGAAGAGAAAGAAAUGGCUGUUGUUAAUAAUGAAAAGAUCCAAAUCGUGAGACCUACAUCACAGUCAAGACUAGUAGGACAUUAUCCUACUCCUAGUGCUGCGAUAGCGAAGCUAGAUGAGGCUGUCUUAGGGAAAGUCAGGACGAAGAAACACACUGUAACAAUAGUUACGCCAAUAGAAAGUCCAAAAACGUAG
Arctia plantaginis is the source of this 2463-nucleotide messenger RNA. The record is from the annotation of a GenBank genome assembly. NCBI's taxonomy places the organism in Eukaryota, Metazoa, Arthropoda, Insecta, Lepidoptera, Erebidae.